Messenger RNA from Phaedon cochleariae (mustard beetle), 1649 nucleotides. The record is from the annotation of a GenBank genome assembly. Lineage: Eukaryota; Metazoa; Arthropoda; Insecta; Coleoptera; Chrysomelidae.
GUUCAUUUUGAGUUGGUUUCUUUAUAUUCUGGUACCUAUUAUUCCAAGUUAGUAUUACCAAGUAUCACCGAACAUGGAGAAUGAAGUUGUUGAGGAAAAAGUGAGUCAGCAAUACGAAGCUGUUGUAUAUAGAAAUACAGAUGUUGAAAACUAUCAGUUCAAACAGUUGACGGUGGGAGAUGAAUCGAAAAGCAAUAGUACUUUUAUGUAUUUCUCGGCAAUAACAGCCAACUUACUGAUCUUCUCCUGCACCUCCGGCUUGGGCUGGACCAGUCCCGUCAUCCCCACCUUAAGCAGCCACAACCCCAAAGUCAACCCCCUGGGCAGACCCGUGACACCCCUGGAAAUAUCCUGGAUCGCCUCCCUUCUAGUGCUGGGAGCCGCUUUCGGACCACUGGUCAUUGCCAAACUGGGCGACCUCCUCGGCAGAAAGAAGGCUCUGAUUUGCAUCUCAAUUCCCCACAUUUUGUCGAUCAUCACCCUGGCCUAUGCUAGUGAUGUAAGGGUUUUUUACGUCACUAGAUUCGUAUCGGGGUUUGUUAUGGGAAGCGCCUUUGGUCUAGUUCCGGUUUAUCUAGCUGAGAUUGCGGAAAUGCGCAACAGGGGUACAGUGGGAGCGCUUAUGAGCAUCUUCAUCACCAUCGGGAUUUUGUACUCUUUCGUUAUAGGGCCUUUAGUGUCCGUCAAAACUCUCACUUUGUGUUGUGUGGCACCUGGUAUUGUUUUCCUGGUUGUGUUCAGCUUGGUCAUUCCUGAAUCCCCAGUUUAUUUGGCUUCUAAAGGAGACACCCAGGGAGCUUCGCAUGUACUGAUGAAGCUGAGAGGACGUACUGCGGAUCAAGUCCAGCAUGAGUUGAGGCUUAUCUUGAAGGCAUUGGAGGAGGAAAAACAGGAGAUGAGUAGUGGUGGGGUGACAGAACUUUUCACAGACGCUGGCUUGAGGAAAUCUUUAGUUAUCUGCCUGGGGCUUUUCAUGUUUCAGCAGUUCUCGGGUCUGAACGUUUUGACAGCAUUUCUGGAACAGAUAUUUGCUGCAUCUGGAAGUAGCAUGUCAAAAUAUGUCUCGACUAACGUCGUGAUGCUGACUCAGUUCUUCAGCUCGAUUUUAGCUACUGCUAUAGUGGAAAGAUUUCCUAAAAGGUCCUUGCUGAUGCUAUCAACGACAGGCACUUUCUUAUCAUUGUGGUUUCUUGCUUUAUACUUCUAUUUGAAAACCAACACAACUUACAACAUUGACUUCCUCUUCUGGUUACCAAUCGCAUCGAUGAUAUCAUUUUUCAUCAUGCUAGGUGGUUUAGCUGCUUUGCCUUGGGGUUUAGUCAGCGAAAUAUUUCCAACGAAAUUCAGAGCGACGGCUGGGUGUCUAGCUUCGUUCGCUUGUUUCUUUAGUUCGUUUUUGGUGACGCUUGGGUUUCCCCUGGUUCUGCAGAUCUUCGGAAUGUCUCACUGCUUCUGGUUUUUUUCUGGUUGUAUGUUGAUGUGUACCGUAUUCGUGUACUGCUUGGUACCAGAAACUGCAGGUAAAACGUCUGCUGAGAUUCAAGAGAUAUUGAGAAAAUAAAGACUUUGAAUAUUUUGUUUUUGAUUUAUUGUCCUUUUAUGGUUGAAGACAAGUUCCCAGCGAGCACAAAAACAUCUCAAAGAUGUUG